AUGAAGAGGGCUCUACUCAUCUCCUUGGUCAGCUGUCUCCUUGUCAUCAAUCAGGCCAGCAUCAUCAGUCGCUGUGACUUGGCCAAGGUGCUGCACCAGGAGGACAUCGAUGGGUUUGAGGGCUACUCCCUGAGUGACUGGCUGUGCCUGGCUUUUGUGGAAAGCAACUUCAACAUAUCAAAGAUAAAUGAAAAUGUAGACGGCAGCUUUGACUAUGGCCUCUUCCAAAUCAACAGCCACUACUGGUGUAGCGAUCACAGAAGUCACUCAGAAAACAUCUGCCACAUGGAGUGUUCAGAACUGAUGAACCCCAACCUUCUCUCAACAAUCAACUGUGCAAAAAAUAUUGUGUCUGGACCAGGGGGGAUGAAGAACUGGGUAAAAUGGAGAUUGCACUGUUCAGGCCGGCCACUCUCCUACUGGCUGACGGGAUGCCACCUGUGGUGA
Molecule: messenger RNA, 447 nt
Organism: Cynocephalus volans (Philippine flying lemur)
Lineage: Eukaryota; Metazoa; Chordata; Mammalia; Dermoptera; Cynocephalidae
Gene: LYZL6
Product: lysozyme like 6
Exons: 4
Coding region: 1-447 (148 amino acids)
Biological process (GO): fusion of sperm to egg plasma membrane involved in single fertilization
Cellular component (GO): acrosomal vesicle; sperm flagellum
Molecular function (GO): lysozyme activity
Source: RefSeq, a predicted model, not a curated record